UUUCAUCUUUUCUCUGUAGAGCGGCACUUGUGUUGAAGUCCUUCAGCCUCAGGUAGUGACUCCGACCUGUAAACACCGCGUUGCGCUCCUCCGGUUGUGUUUAGUGCUCAGAUGACAGCACGCUCUCUGUGGUCCAGACAUCAUGCUUCCCCGGGCGGGUAAAGAGUUUCUGGUGCGGAUACAAUUCUCCUGGCGGCCGUUUUUCCAGGGCCGCUACCUGCUGCUCACCAACACCCUGAGUGGAGGAGGAAUGCUGGCGCUGGGAGACAUUCUGCAGCAGAGCCGGGAGACCCGCAAGGAGCCAGGCAGAGUCCGAGACUGGAAGAGAACAGGUUACAUGUUUGUGGUGGGCUGCUCCAUGGGUCCAUUGCUGCAUUACUGGUACGGCUGGCUGGACAGAGUGUAUGUAGGAAAAGCCAUGAAGACGGUGGGCAAGAAGGUUCUGGUGGACCAGCUGAUCGCCUCACCGACCAUCGGGAUGUGGUAUUUUUUAGGUAUGGGUCUCAUGGAGGGACACUCUUUAUCCGAAGGAUGGGAGGAGUUCAAAGACAAGUUCUGGGAAUUUUAUAAGGCGGACUGGUGUGUCUGGCCCGCUGCUCAGAUGAUCAACUUCUACUUUCUCUCGCCCAAAUUCCGUGUUGUGUACAUCAACUUUAUCACCUUAGGGUGGGACACCUACCUGUCCUACCUCAAACACAGAGAUAACGUUGACCCCACUGUGGCGAUGCCAGACAGCAGUGCUGAGGAUGUACGGCACAAAGCGCUCCAACCAUCUAAACCUCUGGAGGAGAAAUCUUAGAGACAGAGCUCACUGUGAAGUCGAUCAGCAGAGGCGAAGGAAGAAUUUGCUUUCUGCCUUUGCAAAAUGAUGUGAGAAUGUUCUUAAUUAUAUUCGGUUGGUCUGUCCUCUGAUUAACUGUUUCUAUCGCACGUUUUAAUCAUGUCUGUCUGAGCUCAGAGGAGUUGCGGAUGUUUAAGUUGAAGUGCUGGAACACUUUUCCUGUCAUGUUUGCAGAGUUUUAAAGCGUCUCUGUUCGUUUUAUCCGUCGGUUGAUGUCAGAAUGAGCUGCACUCCAGAAAGAAAUCUUUUCAGGGAUGAAAAGCUGUUUCACUGCCUGUCAUGCUGACACCUCUGAUGAUGGUGGUUUUCCUUUUAUCACAACCUAGGCAUGAGUGAGACUGCUGAUGAUAAACCGCUGCUGAUUAACACAGCGAUCAGCAAGGCACUUAACGGACCCUUCUUCCAGAAACCUUUUCUGAUUUGACAUGAAAGACUCAUUUUGGCUGUGAAACGGCAUCAGUAAACAGUUGUUGCUGUUUUUAAAUGUAUAUUAACCUGCAUUAACCUUGCCUUAAUAUGUGGAACAGUUCUGCCCUCUGUUUUCAUGCUAAAUAAUCUCUUGUCUUCAGGUUAUUCCUUUGAGGUACCUUUUAAAAAUAACUGCAUGAUUGUGGUUAUUAUUAAAUAUAAGAUCUAUUUUCUGUACUAUAUAAAUCCUCAGUCUGUAAACUUGAUUCUGUAAAGACUGAUGAACAGAAUUUAAUUUGUAGUACUGUACUUUAUAUCACCAGCAGCUAACGUGUGAUUUAGAUGCUUUUAGUUUUGUCAGGCUUGAUGAUAAAUCCGUUUUUGUAAUGAUAGAAGACAGCAUGUUGUGUCAACAUAAAAGCAGAAAUAUGUGGAGCUAUACAUUGUAUGUAUAUAUUUACAUUUUUUACUAAUGUGUGUAAAGAACUUGUGUAAAGGUCUUUAAAGAAUUCUGAUGAGUUGUAUUUAUUUUGUUUAUCAUUGUAAUUUAAAGAAGCAAUGGCAAUAAAAAAAAAUGAAAUGACA
Acanthopagrus latus (yellowfin seabream) is the source of this 1834-nucleotide messenger RNA. It is a transcript of the gene mpv17l2, whose product is annotated as MPV17 mitochondrial inner membrane protein like 2. Gene Ontology annotation, biological process: mitochondrial ribosome assembly. The transcript is spliced from 6 exons. The record is from RefSeq and is a predicted model, not a curated record. Gene Ontology annotation, cellular component: cytoplasm; membrane. Bases 143 to 799 code for a protein of 218 amino acids. NCBI's taxonomy places the organism in Eukaryota, Metazoa, Chordata, Actinopteri, Spariformes, Sparidae.